UCUUCAUCAUGAACCAAACCGAUCGAGCCUAAUUCUUAGCCUUUUUCCACCACGAAGAACUCAUGGAUCCUGUCAAGGGUUCUAGACUUAUUGCAAUAUUAGCAACUCUUUUAGUCAUUUCUGCAAUAUUAGUUAACGGGCAGAUUAGCACACCAUGCACAGCGUCAAUGAUCAGCAGCUUUACCCCAUGUUUUAACUUUAUUACUGGAAGCACCAGUAACGGUUCAUAUUCAUCACCGACAACGGGCUGUUGUAGUUCAUUGCAGUCGCUCUUGAGCACUAGUAUGGACUGUGGUUGUCUUCUAAUAACUGCUAACGUCCCUGUUCAACUGCCCAUUAACCGAACUCUUGCACUCUCCCUCCCACGAGCCUGUAACAUUGCUGGCGCGCCCGCACUGUGCAAAGCUUCUGGAACACCUUUACCUUCUCCAGGUCCUGCCUCACUUGGACCGGCUCUGCCACCUGCAACUAUAGCUGCUUCUCCUUUUAGUCCGCGGGUCUCUAAAGCAGUGGCACUAGCUCUAGAACUAGAAUCUGAAACAACUACGGAAUUGACACCAGCGUCUCCACCAGUGGAAACAGAAGUCCCUGCAAGAAGUACUUCAGGGAUAGCGCGGCCAACGCUGAAUCCAUCGGCAUCUGCUCCAUCUUAUGCAUACCCAGCACCUCUCCUACUACUUCUUGUAGGAGUACUUGCGAUUUUUAAGUCAUACUAAGUAACUUCCUUUAUUUGUGUCCCAUCCUCUUAUAUUUAUUUGAUUUUGUUUCUUUCUCUGGAUUGGGAUUAUAUUUGUUUGGAGCUUUGGUGUAAUAGUACUGUAAUAGAUCAUAUCAGCUUAUUCACGAUCGACAUAUUAGUAUCGAAUGGCACAUCAGAUUUUCCAUAUA
Messenger RNA from Alnus glutinosa, 888 nucleotides. RefSeq names its product non-specific lipid transfer protein GPI-anchored 16-like. The transcript is spliced from 4 exons. Bases 63 to 716 code for a protein of 217 amino acids. The record is from RefSeq and is a predicted model, not a curated record. NCBI's taxonomy places the organism in Eukaryota, Viridiplantae, Streptophyta, Magnoliopsida, Fagales, Betulaceae.